AUGCACGAUCUUGCAUAUUAUCGUUCCAUUUCCACUCCAAUUCUGCUAUGGAGUAUCCACGCUUAUUGGACUAAGUUGUCUAUGCAUGCAACCGAGUUUAAUGAGGAGGGAACACGACCUAACAGAACAUCUCAGGUUGUUGAGAUAUUAGAUGGGAUGGAUCCACCUACGCGAGAGUAUAUCAUAGACAAGAUUAUCGAUAUGGCAGGUCCAUCUCGUAGUAUAGUUCGACCUCCAUCGUACAACACAAAACAUAGAGGUCGACCUGUAGGUAGAGAUGAGCAAAGUACACGUCGCAUACCUUCUUUCUCAGAAGCAUCCACUUCAGGAUCAAGGAUUGCGAUAUCGCGAGGGAGAGGGAGAGGGAGACGUGGGAGGGGUUCAGGGGUUCGCAACACUCAAUUUAUAGUUCCACCCAUCGCUGAUAGCUACAUUCAGCGAUUACCUCAGGCUUAUCAGCGUUAUAUUUCCCACAUUGUUGACGUGCUUGGUGAUGGUCGUUGUGGAUUCAGGGCGAUAGCUGCACUAAUCGGGUAUAGUGAAAAUGAUUGGAGUCGAGUACGAGAGGAGCUUAUUGAAGAGAUUCGACAAAAUUAUUAUCUAUACACUGAGAUUUAUCCAGUAAAUGAUUGUGCAAACCAUCUACUAAUUUUACUGAAUUGGUUCGAGCCUACGGCACCAAAGGAUUAUUGGAUGGAGGUUAUGACUUUGGGAGUUGUCAUCGCAACAAGGUACAAUCUUGUACUGCAUACAUUUGAUGAGGAUGUUUACGGUUGUUUUACUCAUUUGCCAUUGAGGUCCCCUCCAGUUCCAGUCGAAUACCGUCGGGAAAUUGCUAUUGCCCGUGUUAACAACGAUCACUUCGUGCAAGUUUUCUUACAACCUCAUUACCCUGUACCAUCCAUCCCAAUAUGGUGGGAGGAGCAUGCAUCGGACGAAGCUAAAGAAUGGGCUGCCAGUUAUGGAACACGUUUGCAAUUAUGGUACGAAGUAAUGGGUAUAAGCACGCCGAGAGCAGCAUUUGGAGGAGAUAUUGAUUAG
Messenger RNA from Rhododendron vialii, 1041 nucleotides. RefSeq lists its product as uncharacterized. The record is from RefSeq and is a predicted model, not a curated record. Bases 1 to 1041 code for a protein of 346 amino acids. The transcript has a single exon. Lineage: Eukaryota; Viridiplantae; Streptophyta; Magnoliopsida; Ericales; Ericaceae.